AAGAAGGGCGAUAAAUGCUGGGGAGGGGCUCCCAAAACUCAGCAAGGGAUUUUUUUUUAUUUAUUUUCUUAAGUGUUAAAGCCUUCGCAUCCAAACAGAAUGCCACUUUGGGAAAUGGUUGCGCUCAGAAGUUAAACGUAUCUUCCUUCUACUGGCAAUCAAUUCGCCUCAUGAUCGUCCAGUAAAGUUCCUUGGAUUGGAUUCUUCCUCGGGUUAUUCUGAUCUUGUUAUGCUCAACACCUUUAGCAGCUUUGCAGAGGAAAACUACACAACGCUGAGUGCAAUUAUUUUUUUAAGCAAAACUGAACUCGGAACUCGGCGCGAAUCUCUUAAUACCUGUGGGUUCUCGUCAUCCCUUACAGUGUCAUCAUGUGGUCGCAAGUCCACCUUCUGGUAAUCCUGAGCACUGCUCAUGCCACUGGCGAGUACUGCCACGGCUGGUUUGACACCCACGGCGGGUGGCACGUGGGAUUUCAGUGUCCAGAAAUGUACGAUGGCGAUGAGGCGCUCUUCUGCUGUGGAAAUUGUCAUCUUCGUUACUGCUGCACCGCGGCUGAAGCGCGUCUUGAUCAGGGAAGCUGCGACAACGACAAGCGGGACUUGGAGGAGGAGGCGGAGACCGUGCAAGCUGUGCCAACAUACCUGCCCUUCUUAAUUGUCUGCAGCCUUUUUGUGGCUUUUGUCAUUAUUGGGACUUUCAUUGCCAUUUGCUGCUGCCGGUGCCUGAAAAUGAAAACCAGGGAUCAACAUGGCAGAACACUACCCACCCAAUGCAGACUGACUGAAUCUGGACAUUCCUCAGAAAGCCAGACCCCGUCUCGUCAUUCCAGCUCCAGCUCUAGCACUGCCAGUCGGUGCUCUUUAGGUGGCCGCAACCAGAACAAUAUUUGCACACUUGGCACAGAGAGCCUGAAUCUUUUCAUGAACCUGCCACCACAGAGCACCUACCCCAUUUUAAGCUGCCCCCAGUCUCAGGGUUUCAUGGCCACUUCUCAGGCGUCCGCUCCUUUCCUUCAACAGUACAUUGGAUAUAGGAUGCCUCCAGAGCAGACCAUGCUGAUGGGCCCCACCUACGCAGACAACCGAGGUGUCUAUGGACAGCAGCAACAUCCCCAUAGUUUCCAGCAGAUGCCAAUGCAUACAGAAGCACUAUACCCCGGGGUCACAAUGUGAGACUCUGGCCAAAUGAACUUUAAUGUCGGGGGGCACUUAGUCUAGAUUUCUAAUGGGGAAAGUACAAGGCUGGUGAGGUAGAAAGAUCCACCUGGCACUCAAACAGGUGUCAGUGAUGGACUGAUACCAUUUAAAACCAGAAGAGACUGUUGUCAAAGAUGUUGUGACAUCCUGAAGAGGGCCUCGGAUUUCCCCUACUUUCUUCAGUAAUUUAUUUUUGCCAGUAAAAAAAAAUGGAGGAAAGACUGUUUUACACUAAGUGUCAUUAUAAGGGUGUAUUUGACUUUUUAGCAGCAUUUCUAUGAAGUCUUUCCAAUUUUCUAUAAAUAUGGUGGUUUUUUUUUUUUAUUGUAAAUGACACUUCACAAU
Molecule: messenger RNA, 1542 nt
Organism: Polypterus senegalus (gray bichir)
Lineage: Eukaryota; Metazoa; Chordata; Cladistia; Polypteriformes; Polypteridae
Gene: shisa2a
Product: shisa family member 2a
Exons: 2
Coding region: 370-1173 (267 amino acids)
Source: RefSeq, a predicted model, not a curated record